Zychaea mexicana is the source of this 1035-nucleotide messenger RNA. Its product is annotated as ornithine carbamoyltransferase. The record is from RefSeq and is a predicted model, not a curated record. NCBI's taxonomy places the organism in Eukaryota, Fungi, Mucoromycota, Mucoromycetes, Mucorales, Lichtheimiaceae. The transcript has 3 exons. Gene Ontology annotation, cellular component: mitochondrion. The coding region runs from base 1 to 1035 and encodes 344 amino acids. Gene Ontology annotation, molecular function: amino acid binding; ornithine carbamoyltransferase activity. Gene Ontology annotation, biological process: L-citrulline biosynthetic process.
AUGUCUCAAGGCUUCUCCACACAGCGCCCCCAGCCUCCACACUUUCUGACCACGGCCGACUACACCGCCGAGCAGCUGCUCGAUCUUGUUCAUCGCGCCAUUCAGUUCAAAGUCGAGUCCAAGUACAACCACCCGCAACCCCGGACCGAGCGACCAUUGACUGGCAAGACCAUGGCUUUGGUCUUCUCCAAGCGCUCUACGCGUACCCGCGUUGCCACAGAGACCGCCACUGCUUACCUUGGCGGCCAUGCCAUGUUCUUGGGUGGUCAGGAUAUCCAAUUGGGCGUGAACGAGUCGUUGUUGGACACCUCGCGUGUUGUGAGCUCCAUGGUCGACGGUAUCAUGGCUCGUGUGAAGGGUCACGAAGAGAUCGAGAUGCUCGCCAAAGAAAGCACAGUCCCUGUGAUUAAUGCAUUGUCCGACAAGUACCAUCCCACCCAAAUUUUGGCCGACUUGAUGACCAUCCACGAAUUCGUCCACCACCGCAACAACAACGUCACCGACCGCUACACUGCACACACCCAGCACCCCCGCGAGACCUUGAAGGGCCUCAAGGUCGCAUGGGUGGGCGAUGCCAACAACAUUUUGCAAGAAAUCCUCGUCGCUUUCCCCAAGGUCGGCAUCAGCGUCGCUGCUGCUGCCCCUCCCAGCUACAAGUGUGACGACGAUGUCGUUGCGAUUGCCCACGCCGACGCAGAAAAGACCGGCGCCACCGUCACCUUCACAACCAAGCCCGAAGAGGCCAUCAAGGAUGCAGAUAUCAUUGUCACCGACACCUGGGUCUCGAUGGGCCAGGAAGAGGAAAAGGCCAAGCGUUUGAAGGAGUUUGAGGGUUACCAGGUGACGAUGGAUUUGGCAAAGCGUGGUGGUGCCAAGGAGAACUGGGUGUUCAUGCACUGCUUGCCCCGCAAACCAGAGGAGGUCGAUGAUGAGGUCUUUUAUUCGGACCGUUCGCUCGUCUUCCCCGAAGCAGAGAACCGAAAAUGGACCAUCUUGUCUGUCAUUGAUGCCCUGAUGGUCCGAGGUGGUAUCUAA